This is a messenger RNA of Peromyscus maniculatus bairdii (prairie deer mouse), 4313 nucleotides long. The record is from RefSeq and is a predicted model, not a curated record. Lineage: Eukaryota; Metazoa; Chordata; Mammalia; Rodentia; Cricetidae.
CAUCUGUUUUCAAGGCUUCCAAUGAGCUGGCCACCAAGAAGUCAGAACUUUCAGUAAACGCCACGCUGUCGAGCUGGGCCCAGGAAGUCACGCACCGAAGGCCACGGAAAUCCCCGUCCGGGGCUGCCACGGCGGGUUGACAAAGGACACAAACCUCUACCACUUGUAGUUUUUUUCUCAGUUUCUUCUGUAAACCAAAACAUCUCAAAAUGGAGGCCUAAAACCCUUAAAAGGGACGUAGCCUAACCUUGGGAGGUAGUUUUGUGCAUGGACAGACAAAUUAAUUUCUAAGUGGACUUUUGGGACUGUUGUUCAAAGAUGCUCAUUUAAAGCAUGUGGUCUAAUUCUCUGAGGUGUGCUUUUUAUGAUUUGGUUGUGAAUUUGACUCCCAGAAGGGAAGGAGUUCUGUGGUGGGUGCAGUGUUGAAGUUGCCUGGCCCACUGGCUGGCAUUUUUAAAAAAGUGCCUCUGUUCAAGAUCCAAGCACAGUGCCGGUUAUCCAGAGGAAGUGAGUCAUCAGGCUUACUCGGGAGUAGAGAAGUGUGCUCAUGAGGUCGCUGACAUGCCGAGAGAUGGCGACAAUGGCAGAGAAGAAACAGGAGGAAAAUGUUCUGGGACACAGCAAGUACAGAGGAAGUGAGACAGACAUUACUUGAGAGCUGAGAAACUGUCCACCCACAAGGCCGUUGGCAUUUUAAAGCUCUGCUCUGCAGGUCUUGUAGAUAGACUGCGCCUGAGAACAGCGGCAGCUGCGUUGUUCUGAUAAAUGAAGCAGUUUAUUCAGAAGGAAAUGUCCUAGAACGACCGAGUUUUCAUAACCCUGUGGAGGGGCAGUGAGGUCAGACAGAGCCUCCUGAAGGAGGCUCCUGGUGACAGCUGUGCAGAUGAUGAAUUGCUGUCCGUGUAGAGAACCUGCCUUUCUGGGAACUGCAGGAAGCCAUACCGGCCAGUGGCAGCAAAGCCCUGGGCCGUGACAUAAGACGGAUUUGCUAAUGUCUAGUAAACCUUAUGUGAGAAAUUCCCAAUUUGAAGGUCUCUGCUGUUCAGAUGGUAGUAGAAUUUUUUGUGUCUUGAUAAGUAUGUGCUCAGUGAACACUCUGUGAGAUAAUUUCUGACCAAAACUAAAAAUUUCUGUUACAAGCUUGUAGUGGUGGUGCACACCUUUAACCCCAGCACCCAGGAGGCAGAGGCAGGCCAAUCUCUGAGUCCGAGGCCAGCCUGGUCUACAGAGUGUUAUGAUAUCAGAAUAUUAACACACAGUGAGUUCUAAGACAGCCAAGGUUACACAGAGAAACUUUGUCUCAAAAAAAAAAAAGACAAAGAAGGAAAGAAAACACAAAGUUUGAGGCGUGCCGUGUAACUCCGUGGUAAGGCACACAGGCUUUGUGAGCCCAAGGCCCUGGGCUCGAUCUCCAGUGCUGUGAAGAUGAGGGAAAGGGUAGAGGAUCAGUGAAUAAGUCUGAUCCUGGUCCUUUGAAAGGAAACAAAAAACAAGCAACAGUCUUGAAGUGGCUUAUUAUUUUCAAUUGCAUCUGAACCAUGUUUCACUCUUUAUGAAUCAGACUUCGUGCAGGCUGGAUGAACCGCUGGUGCAUCCUCCUGGCAAAGAGAAGCAGGCUUGCCCCCAAGAUGCCUGGCCCAAAGUGCCCAAACACUCUGCUUCCAGAAUGGAACUAACUUCUGUCACACAUUGGCUGUUAGGCAGAAUCUAGUUUUUAUUGUGUGCAUGAAGAUUGUACAAAGGUGUGGUUGGUUGUGUGUAAUUGUGCCUUAAAAUGUAUCAGGGUAGGAUUUACACUCUCAUCCUACUGAAUCCCAAAAUACAUAGAAGGAAAAAAAUGAGUUUGUUCUUAUUUUAGGUGUUCAGCCUAGUAGUAAAACUGACCAAAAGCCAUGCACAAAACUACCUCCCCAGAGGAAGGCUGGUCCCUUCCCCUCCCCAUCGUUUCGUCAUGAACAUGGUUCAAGACAGUGUCCUGUCCAAGCUGAGGAAGAGUGCCGACACAUUUGAGUUGAAGUACGACUUUUCGUGUGAGCUGUACCGCCUGUCCACGUACUCCGCUUUCCCCGCUGGAGUUCCUGUCUCGGAACGGAGUCUGGCUCGUGCUGGCUUUUACUACACGGGUGUCAACGACAAGGUCAAGUGCUUCUGCUGUGGCCUGAUGCUGGACAACUGGAAACAAGGGGACAGCCCUGUUGAAAAGCACAGGCAGCUGUACCCCAGCUGCAGCUUCGUCCACACUCUGAAUCCCGCCAACCAUCUGGAAGCCAGCCCCAAGUCCUCUCUUCCGUCUGCAGCGCCGAGCACCAUGCCUUCAUUAGGUGCAAGUUUGGAGAACACUGGCUAUUUCAGUGGCUCCUACUCCAGCUUUCCCUCAGACCCUGUGAACUUCAGAGCAAAUCCAGAUUGCCCUAGUUUGAGGACAAGUCCCUACGACUUUGCAAUGAAUACAGAGAAGGCCAGACUACUCACCUAUCAAACGUGGCCAUUGUCCUUUCUGUCUCCAGCCGACCUGGCCAGAGCCGGCUUCUACUAUGUAGGACCUGGAGACAGGGUGGCCUGCUUUGCCUGUGGCGGGAAACUGAGCAACUGGGAACCGAAGGAUGACGCCAUGUCAGAGCACCGGAGACAUUUCCCCAGCUGCCCAUUCUUAAAAGAUCGGAGUCGGUCAGCUUCGAGAUACACUGUCUCUAACGUGAGCAUGCAGACACAGGAAGCCCGUGUUAGAACGUUCUUUAACUGGCCUUCUGGUGCUCUGGUUCCUCCUCAGCAGCUUGCAAGUGCAGGAUUUUAUUAUACAGGACACAGCGAUGACGUCAAGUGCUUUUGCUGUGAUGGUGGGCUGAGGUGUUGGGAGUCUGGAGACGACCCCUGGGUGGAGCACGCCAAGUGGUUUCCCAGGUGUGAAUUCUUGGUAAGAAUCAAAGGACAAGAGUUUGUUGACCACGUUCAAGCCGGGUACCCUCAUCUACUUGAACAGCUAUUAUCUACGUCAGACACCCCAGAAGAUGAGAACGAAGACUCACCAAUUGUGCAUUUCGGACCUGGCGAAAGUUCAGAAGAUGCGGUCAUGAUGAGCACGCCUGUGGUUAAAGCGGCUUUGGAAAUGGGCUUCAGUAGGAGCCUGGUGAGACAGACGGUUCAGCGUCAGAUCCUGGCCACCGGGGACAAUUACAGGACCGUCAGUGACCUCGUGAUAGGCUUACUUGAUGCAGAAGAUGAGAUACGGGAGGAACAGAAGGAGCAGGCAGCUGAGGAAACAGAGUCAGAUGAUCUAACAUUAAUCCGGAGGAACAAGAUGGUGCUUUUUCAACAUUUGACGAGUGUGACACCAAUCCUGGACUGUCUCCUACGUGCCAGGGCGAUCACUGAACAGGAGUCUGAUGCUGUCAAGCAGAAGCCGCAGACCUUGCAAGCAAGAACACUGAUUGAGACUGUGUUAGCCAAAGGAAACGCUGCAGCAGCCUCAUUCAGAAACUCCCUUCAGGAGAGUGACCCUGAGCUAUACCAAGACUUAUUUGUGCGACAGGACAUUAGGCGUCUUCCCACAGAUGACAUUGCAGCUCUACCCAUGGAAGAACAAUUGCGGAAGCUACAGGAAGAAAGAACAUGUAAAGUGUGUAUGGACAGAGAGGUAUCCAUCGUGUUCAUUCCCUGUGGCCAUCUGGUGGUUUGCAAAGACUGUGCUCCCUCCCUGAGGAAGUGCCCCAUCUGCAGAGGGGCCAUCAAGGGCACAGUGCGAACAUUUCUCUCCUGACCCGGACUGAUGCUCCGACCCCAGCGUGUGGGAGGUGGAGGCAGGAGGACACAAGUUCAGUGUCACCCCCAGCCACAUAGGAACCUUGAGCUAGCCUGGACUGCAUGAGACACCACCUCAAAAUAAAUCAGUAAACACCCGUGAAAAUGAGAACAAGGGUAAAAAAAAAUGUCUGAACUCCAGAGUGAAUGGUCAACUAUAUAAUAAUUUAACUCUUAAACUGAGUGGGUUUCCGUAAAAGUGCUAUUUAUUUCCAACUCACAAGGCUCUUUCCUGUAAACAUCUGAAGCAUAUGUAUGUGCAUGUUCAGAUGCCGAGAGAAAAGUGGGGGUUGCCUGCAUUCCUGAAAUUCUCAGAGAUUUACGAUGUCGGCAUUUAUGGUUUAGAAUUUGAAAGCUUUUCCAGUUGCUUUAAGAACUGGGAACACAGAUUUUCCAUUUCUUUUCUAAAUGUCUUAUGCAUGGAAAAACCUGUUAUUUAUUGAAUGACAUCUUAGAGAUAUAGAGUUUUUAUAAAGAAGUUGUAAGGAAAAAUAAAGCAACAAAAUUACUCGUUA